Messenger RNA from Desarmillaria tabescens, 2078 nucleotides. Its product is annotated as kinase-like domain-containing protein. The transcript is spliced from 7 exons. Bases 1 to 1848 code for a protein of 615 amino acids. Lineage: Eukaryota; Fungi; Basidiomycota; Agaricomycetes; Agaricales; Physalacriaceae. Gene Ontology annotation, molecular function: DNA binding; ATP binding; protein serine/threonine kinase activity. The record is from RefSeq and is a predicted model, not a curated record. Gene Ontology annotation, biological process: protein phosphorylation.
AUGACAGUACCCGGCAGCGAGGGACCUACACUUAACGAUGGUACCGCUCUCCCGACAGAUCUGUCUCAUCCGAGUCUGCACAGCUGGAUUCGAAUCAAUCUUGACGACAAGGAAACUGAUGUACGAACUCAGAUUCAGCGUGUAAUCCAAGAUGUCCCUUAUCCUUGGAGGUCCGUGGAGUCGAUACCCCCUUCGGUGGAAACGAUAGUUAUGGAUGUAUUGCAGCAGGAACUGGAUGAUGUGUCUUGUCCCGAUGAGUAUCGAACUGCCUGCUUGAAAUGUCUUCGAGCGCUGUCCAAGGCCAAGAACAUUUUGCCCUCUUCCUUUUUCUCUCAAAAUGUGACUAGAGAAGGAGCAAAUCCCAUCUGCGGUGGCGGAUAUGCAGACAUAUGGAAGGGACAUCUUCGUGAUACUCAAGUCUGCUUGAAGGUUCUUCGGAUUUUUGCCACUGAAGAAGCUCGGACAAAGAUUCUUCGAGAUUUGUGUCAUGAAGCUCUCAUGUGGAGGCAACUCCGCCAUCCUAAUAUCCUUCCCUUCUUGGGAGUCAGCAAAGACCUUUUCGCUCCCAGUUAUUGCAUGAUAUCUCCCUGGAUGGUCAAUGGAAAUAUCAUGUCUUAUCUUGAAGCCCAUCCUGAUCAUGAUCGCCUUACAUUGCUGAUUCAGGUCGCCGAAGGGAUGAAAUAUUUACACAAUCAUGAUCCUCCCAUAGUGCAUGCCGACAUCCGUGGGGCAAAUAUUCUUGUCACGGAUGAUCUAUGUUGCUGUCUGGCUGAUUUUGGCCUUUCCCUGUUCGCGGAAUCACAGGCUUUCGACAGCUCUCCUAGGAUGACCAGAGGAAGCCUUCGCUGGCUAGCUCCUGAGUAUAUAGAUUUUACACCAUUCGACAAAUCAUACCUCACCGCUAGGGAUAUUUAUGCCUAUGGAUGCACUGUUAUCGAGGUCUUUACUGGCAAGCCACCUUUCAGUGAUAUCAAAAAUGAUGCCCGCGUUAUACACAAGGUAAUGAAUGGGAGUCGUCCACCAAGACCUCCCGCAAAUGUUUUCCCCAACGACAGACUAUGGUCACUUGUAACAGCAUGUCUCAUGACUGUGCCAUGCGGGCGGCCAAACACUGAGAAUAUUUUGAUUGUCUUAUCACUUGUCAACACUGGAUUUUGUGAACUGGAAUCACCUGCCGCCGUCGUUGAAGUUUGCGGAUUAGAAUCGCUGCCAGACGCAGCCAUUGAAUCUCUUCAACAUACAUAUCCGGUGUAUUCAUCUCGGACUUCUCCCAUGAUCCCAGAUACAGCAGUCGAUUCUAGGAAAUUACCCCCCCUUAAUACUUCUCCACAUGGUUAUCCCUCAGCGUCUUCGACGAUGCACGGUGGCAGUCAUAUUCGGUCACCGACAGCAUCCUAUCCGGCUGCCUACAACAAUUAUCCGACGAAUGCAUCUGGCUCCUACAGAUACGCCAUGUCGAUGGCUGAUUUAUCUAACAUUCCGAUGAGUUCUCAUUCUCAUACAGCCAUGACUGAUGUGCGCUCGUCCUCUCCCUAUGGGCGAAAUUUAUCUCAUGUUCCACCGCCUUCAUACACUCCGCCACCGGUAUCCCCUACCUCCGCUGAUGACUCGCCAACCAUCAAGAAAAAACGAAAACGUGCUGACGCCGCACAACUCAAAAUUCUCAACGAGACCUACGCCCGCACCGCUUUCCCGUCAACGGAAGAGCGCCUUGCGUUGGCUAAAUUAUUGGAUAUGUCUACGAGAAGCGUCCAGAUUUGGUACUCGUGUUGUUUCCGCUACGAUCAUCACCUUUUUACUUACCAGCCCUCGAAUUUUACAGGUUCCAAAAUAAAAGACAGUCGAUGAGGCAAACUAGGCAGUCAUCAUCAAGUACCUACCAGUCUUUUUCUAUGGCGUCUCAGGGCGAUCCCCUGGUCGAUGACAUGGCACAUCUGUCCACUGGUGGCUACGAAGGCAACGCAUCAAUGUCAGACUCGUUGCAUAUGUCUCGUUCUCCUCCACCGGACGCCCAUGGCUCCCCUUCACUCACAUCGUCUCAUCAUCGUACUCGAAGCCAAGAAACCGCAGUCGCUGAU